Caenorhabditis remanei is the source of this 2553-nucleotide messenger RNA. RefSeq lists its product as uncharacterized. The record is from RefSeq and is a predicted model, not a curated record. Gene Ontology annotation, molecular function: DNA binding. NCBI's taxonomy places the organism in Eukaryota, Metazoa, Nematoda, Chromadorea, Rhabditida, Rhabditidae. The transcript has 16 exons. The coding region runs from base 1 to 2553 and encodes 850 amino acids.
AUGUCUCAACAACAAAACAUUUGCGACUCUUCCAAAUCUCCAAUGCCGAGAAUUUCUGCUCUUCGUGGCGCCCAGCCGACCUCUAUUCGUCUUUCACCAUCGCCGGAUAAUGGUCUGCCACCAAACUCUUCAAGAAACGUGCACGUCUCAAGACGCUCCAAUCGCCGAAACGUGCCAUCCACCUCAAACCGCCUACCGUCAUCAUCUUCUGAAUCUUCGGAAUCUUCGGAAGGAUCACCGGAACCAAAACGAAGAAAGAUUCAAAAAACAACUAAAACAUCUUCCCGUCGUGACGUCCAAUCAUCUUCUCGUCGUCGUCGGGCACCAACGCCUGAUUAUGUUUUGCCGGCACACUAUUCGGCGAAGGGAACGCACACUCCAAGGAGCUCCACUCGCCGCCGAGUUGUACCAUUGUACCGAGUUUUAUCACCACUCACAGACUCUUCAGAUGAAUCACCACAACCAAUGCGUCGAAAGAAUCCAAAUACACCUAAAAGCUCGACGCGCAGAAAUUUGUUAUCCCCCUCAUACUGCCAUCCAUCAUGUUCUGACUCGGAUGUUUCACCGGAACCAACGCGGAGAAGAAAUCAGGAAGCACAUCAGGACCGAGAACUCACUCGAGACGAGUUGAUUCGACUUAUGGAAGAGUGUGAAGCCGACCCCUCUUCCCCAACGCCAUCUGAUUCUGAAGGAGAAAACUUUGAAAGUGAUGACGAAGAGUCCAGUGGUUCAGAAUUCGAAGACCCCACUCCAAAGAAAAAUAAGACAAGCCCGAAAAAGAAAAGUAGUGCGAAACGACAAAGACAACGGUCUCCGAUAAUAAAAAGAACCAAACAUCAGAUAGCAGUUGGGAAAAAAACACUGAUGGGAAUCUUUAAGGAAACUGAAAACCCUUCUCUAGAAAUGAGAGCAAAAAUAGCAGAAGUGCUGAAAAUGAACAAGAGCUUGGUGGCUCGAUUCUUCAGAAGGGAGAGAAAGAAGUCCGAAAUUCCAGAAAGAGUGAAACGUAUCUCUCCUGAAAUGAGAAUGAAGUUGGAGGCAGAGUUUGAAACAAAUCCGAAUCCAACAACUGAACGAAAAACAGAGCUGGCCACGGAAUUCAAUGUUUUGCACGAGAGAGUGACGGCCUGGUUCAUCAGAAGAAGACAAAAGCAGUAUAAACCCGAGGAGUUUGCCGCAGCGCAAGAAAAAAGGCGAAUUUAUAAAAACGAAAGAGAUCAUCAGAUGAGAAUUCAGCAAAACAGACAGCCGGCGUUCAGGUUCACUGAAGAACAGAGAAAUUUUAUGAAUGAAAAGAUGAAAGAGGUGGAGGGCAAAGAGGCUGCUGUGGAACAGUGCCGAAAGUGGGGCGAUGAGAUAAAUCUGACGAGUUAUCAGGUGAGCCACUACAUCCGGAAACACUUAAGAAGACAAAGAGAGCCAUCCUACGAGACACGGAUCAGACACGACAAAAAAAGAAGAGUAAAGGAAGGUCUAGAAGAGCACAAAAAAAUCCCUCGACCAGCUGGGCCACCUCUUAGUGCAGAUGAAGCCCUGCCAAUUGUCAAAAACUUUUUCGACGCAAAUCCAAACUACCGACAGGAGGAAGAUGGUUCAUUGGCACAGAUACUCAACUGGUCCAAAUCGAAGCUCAAACACUUUCUUCGUGACAAGGGUUUAGUUGGAAGAAGAAAAGUGCAGGAAAGAAGAAAAGCCCAGGUUGGCAAUGCUGGAUUUGAAUCAAAAUUUGAGCAAAAGCCAUUCGUUUCUAAAGCAGAUGCUGAAGAAUGGGCGAAACAGCUCAUUAUGACGCCAAACACGAUUCUUUCAUUGGCGCAUAAGCUCCGAGAGAGACUCUUAAAAAAGUAUCUUUCGGGAGAGAAAACCCUGGAUUCCCUUCCACCCCAGAUGAAAAUGCUUGAAGAGGAGUACUCCAAGAACGUCUUCAUCGAGUCAGUGGCUGCAGCAAUUGAAAUAAAAGAAAACGUCGGAAUUGAGCUCGUUAGCGUAAAUGGCUAUUUCUCAAUGAGAAGAAGACUUGACAGAGAACGAGGAUUAAAUCUUAUCAAAGAGGAAGACGUUCCAAAAAUUUUGUCAAAAGAUGUCCUAAAGUUCAAGAAGCGCCAGAAAAAAACCAACGCCGCGGUGGAAUCUGAAGAGUCAGAUCAUGAGGAUCCCGAUGGUCAGGAGAAUGGCGAUUUCGAUGAAGAUGGUGAGAUGGAGGAAAGCAGCGGUCGAGGAAGUCCUGACCAGGACGAGCACCAAGAUUUUGAAGUCUCGGGAAAUCAUGACGUUUUCGAUUAUGAUGACUUCGACGCCCCGCAAAACUUGGCAACGUCUGAAAGAGAAAUCCCGGUUGAGGAUAGCUCUGAAGAUGAUUACGAUUCUACAGUCGAUUCGGAGGCAGGAAUGUACGACUCAGAUUGGAAAUAUGAAGAUCUCCUCGCGGGAGAAAACGAAUACCAUGACAACAAUCUCGACGUUCUUGCUGGAGCCAACAUCUUGAUGGAACCCAAACAGGAGGAUCUUUCUGGAGCCGACGUUCUGGAGCCAAACGGGGAGCGUAUGCAAUGA